This is a messenger RNA of Saccostrea echinata, 1590 nucleotides long. Its product is annotated as cholecystokinin receptor type A-like. The record is from RefSeq and is a predicted model, not a curated record. Gene Ontology annotation, biological process: neuropeptide signaling pathway. Gene Ontology annotation, cellular component: membrane. Lineage: Eukaryota; Metazoa; Mollusca; Bivalvia; Ostreida; Ostreidae. Gene Ontology annotation, molecular function: neuropeptide receptor activity. The transcript has a single exon. The coding region runs from base 99 to 1559 and encodes 486 amino acids.
UGGCUGUCAUAUCCUUUAUGAGCAUCUGUAUUGAUUGCGCGUCAAUUAAUCAUAUGCCCUAAGGAAUGUAAUUAAUUGCCAAUCUUUGUCCGAUCGCAAUGGACGUAAACAAAACCAUAGGAAACCCAGAGAUCUCCAAGAACUCCUCCGUUCUGAACCUGACUGAUCUUCAACACCAGAAGGAGGCGCUCCAGAGGCUGAACGAUCAGCUGGCACACCUGCUAACUCCAGUAAUUGCCUUCCUAAGCCUUCUCAUGGUGUUUGGAAUACUGGGAAAUCUGCUAGUUUUGUACGUAUAUGAAUUCAGAUUUAAACGUUCCAGCUCGCGGACUUUCAUUUUAUGUCUUGCACUACUGGAUUUUGUAGCCUGCGUAAUUGGAAUGCCUUAUCAUAUAUACGAUAUGUACCAUACCUACACGUACUACGACGAAGCUUCUUGUAAAGGACUGUCCUAUAUUCUUGGAGUUACGGUGACAGCAUCAUCUUUUGUACUGGCACUAAUUUCCAUAGACAGAUAUCGCAAAAUAUGCAAACCGUUCGGAAAACAGAUCUCAGAUCUUGGAACUAAGAAAGCUUGCUUUGCUUCAGUUAUUUUUGCAAGUCUAUUUGGUAUUCCAAAUAUUAUUAUGUACGGCAAUUCUUCAAUAGAGGUACCCGGUGAAAAUUUUACUGGUGUGGAAUGUUAUAUAAAAGACGAAUACGAAUCUUCGGAGUCCUACAUUUACUUUGGGCUUUUCUUUUUUCUAUUCAUUACUACAACAAUUGUGCUUAUCGUUCUUUAUUCUCUGGUGGGGUUCAAGAUCCGACAACGAGCGGCUAAUAUUUCCACAGAUUCUGGAAGCGUGAGAAAAGAGAAAAUAACAGCUAAAGGCCGGAGGUCCUUCAGCUUCUGUGGGGGGUCGGAUCCAGAAACAACGGACGAAAUUUUAUCUGAGACCGACGACAGUCUGUCUACCAUCAAAGUAAAAACGAUUUCCUACAAAAAAGGAAGCAACGAAACGCACUCCGAGUGUAGAAUGGAGUAUGAAACCGCAGUGACACCAAUUUUUAAGGGUGUUAUAGAACAAGAAAAAGAGUCAAGUUCUAGUCAGAAUUCCCACACAAGGUCCUCAAUGAUUCGGAAUAAAAAGAAAGGUGAUCCAAGGAAGAAGAAGAGUUUGCUAGACUUUUACAAACGACAAACAAUGUCUAUGAGUGACGAUGACAGCGAAGAAUGCAGGCAAUCUGUUCGGGGUUCCUUAUCUGUCAAGUCGCUUUCAAAGAGACAGAAGAGAACCGUACGGAUCACUGGAAUGUUGUUUAUGAUCACGUUGAUCUACAUUGUCAGUUUCUUACCCCAUCUUGUGCUCUUGGUUCUUGAAUUUAUGGACCCUGACAGCUUUGAAAACCUUUCCCCGAUGGCUUUUACGGGGUAUAACUUUCUUCUCAGAUCGUAUUUCAUAAAUAAUAUGGCUAAUCCUUUUGUCUAUGGAUUUCUGGAUCCUAAAUUUAGACACGAAGUUUUGUUUCUUUUUAAAAGUAUUGUAAAUUGCAAACAUGGAAGAAUCUUUCGAAGAUGAUUCUUCACUUCCAAAUGAAAUUAAAUUGCAU